This is a messenger RNA of Magnolia sinica, 1954 nucleotides long. Its product is annotated as endo-1,4-beta-xylanase 5-like. Gene Ontology annotation, biological process: carbohydrate metabolic process. The record is from RefSeq and is a predicted model, not a curated record. Gene Ontology annotation, molecular function: hydrolase activity, hydrolyzing O-glycosyl compounds. The coding region runs from base 1 to 1920 and encodes 639 amino acids. The transcript has 9 exons. NCBI's taxonomy places the organism in Eukaryota, Viridiplantae, Streptophyta, Magnoliopsida, Magnoliales, Magnoliaceae.
AUGGCUCCCUUAUGGGUUUCUAGGUUUGGAGAUUUUACUAGCAAAGAUGGCGAAUUCCGUGCAAAAAUGUACAGUCUGGAUGCUAUCUUGUCUUCUCUACGCAGAUAUUUCUUUCCAGACAGCCUGACACGUGUAGAACUUUCAAUUCGUGCAAUGGGUGGGCACCUUGGAUUGUCGCUGAGGCUUUACACUACGAUUAUUCAGCAACAAUUGAGGCAAGCUUUCUUCUUCGGUUCUGAUGUAGAUACUCUCUUUCAUUUCCUGCCGGCAGUACUAGUAGUAGCCCUUGCAUCUUACAUGUGUUUAGAAGAACCUCUCAAACCUCAGUAUGGAGGAGGCAUUCUCAUCAACCCCCAAUUUAACCAUGGUCUGAAAGGAUGGUCAAGAUUUGGCCUGGCCCAGAUCGAAGAGAGGGUGUCAAAAGGAGGAAACAGGUUCAUCGUGGCCCACAGCAGAAACCAAUCAGAUGAUAGCGUCUCACAGAAGCUUUAUUUGUACAAAGACAGGCUCUACACUUUCUCUGCUUGGAUUCAGGUCAGUGAAGGAAAUGUGCCAGUAAAUGCAGUUUUCAAAACUGCAACCGGCCUUACAGAUGCUGGCACAAUCAUUGCUAAGGCUGGCUGUUGGUCCAUGAUUAAAGGAGGAUUUACGGUGGAUGUCUCUGGUCCAGCUGAACUCUAUUUUGAUAGCAAAUACACAAAAGUGGACAUAUGGGUAGACAGUGUAUCCUUACAACCAUUCACCAAAGCGCAAUGGAGAGCUCACCAAGAAGAAAGCAUUCAAAAGGUACGCAAGAGGAAGGCCCGAUUCCAUGCCCUUGACACUGACGGGAACAGCCUUCCUGGUGCAAUGCUCUCUGUCAAGCAAAACAAGGCGAGCUUCCCAUUAGGUUGUGCCAUCAACAGCAACAUCCUCAACUACGCCGCCUACCAGAAUUGGUUCGCCUCCCGAUUUGCGGUGACUGUCUUCGACAAUGAGAUGAAAUGGUAUAGCACAGAGAAGUCCCCUGGCAAGGAGGACUACUCAGUCCCUGAUGCCAUGGUCGCAUUUGCCAAAAGGAACGGCAUCUCUGUGAGGGGCCACACCAUCCACUGGGAUAACCCUUCAGAGCAGCCCUAUUGGGUUAAUGCCCUCUCGCCGGAUCAGCUGAAGGUAGCAGCAUUCAGGAGGCUCAACUCAGUCGUCUCACGGUAUGCAGGCCAGCUCAUUGGGUGGGACAUCAACAAUGAGAAUUUGCACUUUUCAUUCUAUGAGGACAAGUUUGGGCAGAAUGCAACAGCGGCAUUCUUCCAGAGAGCACAUCAGCUUGAUCCAAAUAAAAUAAUGUUCAUGAAUGAAUUCAAUACAAUAGAAUACAAAGGAGACAGUAAGGCAUCACCCGCCCAGUACCUAGAGAAGCUGAGAGAGAUCAUGGCCUACCCUGGGAAUCAAGGGCCAACAGCGAUUGGAUUGGAGGGCCAUUUUGAUGUCCCCAACAUUCCUUACAUGAGAUCCGCCAUUGACAUUCUUGCUUCAGCAAAGCUGCCCAUAUGGCUCACAGAGGUGGAUGCUGCAAAAGACCCAAAACAGGCACAGUACUUAGAAGAGAUCCUGAGAGAGGGCCAUGCCCAUCCAGCCGUUCAAGGGAUCAUAGUGUGGGCAGGUUGGAGUCCAGGAAGAUGUAACAAGUUGUGCUUAACAGAUGACAAUUUCAAAAACCUUCCGACAGGAGAUGUUGUGGACAAGCUCAUCAACGAGUGGAAAUCUUCCAAUGUGGUGGGCAUCACCGAUCACAAUGGCUUCUUUGAAGUUCCACUCUUUCAUGGAGACUAUGACGUGACAAUCACACAUCCAUCUAAGAAUACCUCCAUGAUUCAGACCAUGAAGGUGACCCCACAGAGUCUAGAAGAAGAGACAAUCUAUGUUAAGGUGUAUGCAUGAAAGCUGUUUGAGCCUUUAUUUUAUUUUUUGAAUA